This is a messenger RNA of Parathielavia appendiculata, 402 nucleotides long. RefSeq lists its product as uncharacterized. The record is from RefSeq and is a predicted model, not a curated record. Bases 114 to 344 code for a protein of 76 amino acids. The transcript has a single exon. Lineage: Eukaryota; Fungi; Ascomycota; Sordariomycetes; Sordariales; Chaetomiaceae.
GAGCUGGGAAUUGACUUUUGGGGCAAUGUCUUCUAAGUGACCUGCCAUGUCACGAAGCUUGGUGUUGAUGGUGUCAACAUGGUUGCAGCUCGGGCGGGAGCGGUGAGCACGGCAUGGGUGUGGGUGGGUAUCAUCCCGGGCUUCCCCCCCCCCGCCCCCCUGCCAGUGCGGGCAGCGCGGGGGUCCCUGUGCGGCGGCCCUCACUGACCUCAAUCCCCCGGAGGAAGUGCGCAGGACUGGGCAACACUGUGCCGGGUUGCGGGUUGCGGGUAUCAGAUGACGGGAGUGGUUGGGUGGUGCUCAAUGCGGGAGCAUGGCCGUUGAAGACGGGAAUACGGAUGUGAUUAGUGUCGACUAUGAAAGCGUCUGAUGGGGAUAUCUUCGGGAAGUACAAUACCGCCC